AUGACUUCACCCACCAAAGUCAACCACGAUGUAGUCAUCGUCGGCGCCGGCCUCUCCGGCAUCAACACGGCCUACCGGCUACAGACCGACCUUCCCGGCAAGUCGUACACCAUCCUCGAAGGCCGGGACAACCUAGGCGGCACGUGGGACCUAUUCCGCUACCCGGGCAUCCGCAGCGACAGCGACCUGUAUUCCUUCGGCUUCUCGUGGCGGCCGUGGGAAUCCAAGGAGCCCAUCGCCAAGGCGGAGGCCAUCCUAGAGUACCUCGAAGAGAGCGCCAAGGAGGCCGGCAUCGACAAGCACAUCCAGUACGGGCGGCGUGUAACGGAAGCCAACUGGAACUCCGACCAGGCCCUGUGGCACCUCACCGUCGUCUCCGGCGCCGGAGGCAAGACGGUCCCCGCCGAAACCAUCACGUGUCGCUGGAUCAUCCUAGGCACGGGCUACUACAACUACGAAGAGGCCCUCCCCGCCGACAUCCCCGGCAUCGACAAGUUCCAAGGCACCCUCAUACACCCUCAGUUCUGGCCCGAGGACCUCGACUACGCCGACAAGAACAUCGUCAUCAUCGGCUCCGGCGCCACCGCCGUGACGUUGCUUCCCGCGCUCGCCGAAAAAGCCGCCCACGUCACCAUGCUGCAGCGGACACCCAGCUACUUCAUCACGGUGGCCAUGCUCCUCUUUAAGCUGUCGCGCCAGUUCCCCGGUGUCGUGCGCCGGUAUCUGCUCGGCCAGACGGAGAAGCAACUACCUCCAAACAUCCCCGUGGACCCCCACUUUACCCCACCUUACAACCCCUGGGAGCAGCGCCUCUGCACCUGUCCGGCCGGCGACUUCUACAAGGCGCUGUCGGACGGCAGAGGCGGCGUCGUCACCGGCCACAUCGAGGCCGUGGACGAGGGGAGCAUCCGCGUAAAGAAGCACGACGACGGGGACGAGAUAUUACGUCCCGACAUCAUCAUCACGGCCACGGGGCUCAAGAUCCAGAUCGCGGGCGGGAUCCGCUUCUCCGUCGACGGCGACCCGUUCAACCCGUCCGAGCACUUCAUCUGGCGCGGCGUCAUGCUGCAGAACCUCCCCAACCUGGCGUACAUCAUCGGCUACACCAACGCGAGCUGGACCCUCGGCGCCGACGUCAACGCCACGAUAAUCGCGCGCAUCAUCAAGAACAUGGACGCCAAGGGCGCGAGGGCCGUCCUGCCCGUCACCGAGGCCGAUAUGCCGAGGCAACCGCUGCUCAACCUCAAUAGCACGUACAUUCACCGCGCGAGCACCGUUCUUCCCGCGACAGGCGACCGGGGUCCGUGGAAGCCGCGCAACGACUACAUGGUGGACUUUUGGGCUUCGAAAUUCGCGAGCAUCGAGACGGAUUUGAUUCGAUUCCAGCUGGAAGUCACGCGUCACUACCUCUUCCGCCGCCUACGCCAGCUCGGCGUCGGCGCCGUCCACGGCGUACCGGGCGACUACAACCUCACCCUCCUCGACUACGUAGAGCCCGCCGGCCUCCUGUGGGUCGGCAACGCCAACGAGCUCAACGCCGCCUACGCCACCGACGCCUACGCCCGCAUCAAGGGCAUCGGCGCCCUCGUCACCACCUUUGGCGUCGGCGAGCUCUCCGCCAUCAACGCCAUCGCCGGCGCCUACACCGAGCGCGCGCCCCUCGUGCACAUUGUCGGCAUCCCCGCGCGCGCCUCGCAUGACGGCCGCCUGCUGAUUCACCAUACCUUCAACGACGGCGAGUACGGCCGCUUCGCGCGCAUGCACGAGCACGUCACCGUCGCGCAGACCCGGCUGUGGGAUCCCCGCACGAGUCAGGACCAGAUCGACGAGGUCCUGCGCCAGUGCCUCUUGCACAGCCGGCCCGUCUAUCUCGAGAUUCCCGUCGACCUCGUUCCCGUCCCCGUGAGCGCGGAGAGGCUCGACCGGCCCCUUGACCUUUCUUACACGACCCCGGUCCCCGCGCUCGAAGAGGUGCUCGGAAAGAUUCUCGAUAGGCUAUACACCGCCAAGCAGCCCGUGAUCCUGGUCGACGGCGAGACUCGCCCGCUAGGAAUACUAGAGGAGGUACAGAGGCUCUCUGAAACCUCAAAGUGGCCCACCUUUGUCUCGGCGUUCGGCAAGGGCCUCCUCGACGAAACCCUACCCAAUUUCCACGGCGUAUACAAGGGCCAGUUCGGCGAACCCGCCGUCAAGUCCUUCAUCGACGGCGCCGACGUCGUACUGUGCUUCGGGCCCCACUACAGCUCAACCAACUCGUUCGCGUACACCAGCAUCCCGAAACCCGAAAUCACCAUCUCCUUCUCCGAUACCAACGUGCGCGUGGGCGACGAGCUCUACCGCGACAUCCCCGCCAAGCUCAUCGUCUCCCGCCUCGUCCACGACCUAGACCUGACCAAGACCACGCGCUACGACCCGUACCCUUCGGACCUACCCCACGACUACAAGCUACCUCUCUCCGACGCCACCGGCACCGCCGCCUACGGCGUCCGCGAGAUGCCCCUCCCCAAACACACCCGCUUCUUCACCGCCGUCACCUGGCUCUCCAUCGGCUACAUGCUACCCGGCGCCCAGGGCGCCGCCCUCGCCCAGCGAGAGCUGAGCGAAGCCUCGUCCUGGCUCGGUGGCGAAAAGCCGCGCACCGUCCUCUUCAUCGGCGACGGCAGCUUCCAGAUGACGGCCCAGGAGCUCGCCACCAUGAUCCGCCACGACCUCGACGUCGUCGUCUUCCUCAUCAACAACGACGGCUACACCAUCGAGCGGUGCAUCCACGGCCGCGCCCAGGGCUACAACGACGUGUCGCGGUGGCGGUACCUCGAGGCCCCGUCCUUCUUCGGCGCCAAGGAGGGCACGUAUACCGCGGCGGCGAGGACGGGGCUCAAGAUGGUGGAGCUGUUCGUGGAGAAGGAAGAUGCGCCCAAGGGACCUCUACUCCAUCUCCUCGACGUGCAGAAAGCGCGCGAUGAGAAAGCAUCUGCGUAG
Molecule: messenger RNA, 2979 nt
Organism: Parascedosporium putredinis
Lineage: Eukaryota; Fungi; Ascomycota; Sordariomycetes; Microascales; Microascaceae
Source: the annotation of a GenBank genome assembly